This is a messenger RNA of Periophthalmus magnuspinnatus, 1144 nucleotides long. Its product is annotated as gap junction beta-4 protein-like. The transcript is spliced from 2 exons. Bases 72 to 869 code for a protein of 265 amino acids. The record is from RefSeq and is a predicted model, not a curated record. NCBI's taxonomy places the organism in Eukaryota, Metazoa, Chordata, Actinopteri, Gobiiformes, Gobiidae. Gene Ontology annotation, cellular component: connexin complex. Gene Ontology annotation, biological process: cell communication.
CACCAGAGCCAUAAGGUGUGUGCCGUCUGUUCAAACUCACCCACUGUGUUUGCGUCUACCAGUUUGUCACAAUGAACUGGGUCUUCUUGGAGGGUCUUCUCAGCGGAGUCAACAAAUACUCCACCGCGUUUGGCCGAGUCUGGCUCGCUAUUGUCUUUAUCUUCAGGCUCCUGGUGUUCCUUGUGGCAUGUGAGAAAGUCUGGGGAGAUGAGCAAAAAGACUUUGACUGUAACACACGUCAGCCCGGGUGUCAAAACGUCUGCUACGACUAUUAUUACCCCGUGUCCUACACCCGUCUCUGGGCCCUCCAACUCAUUUUUGUCACCUGCCCGUCCCUCCUGGUGACCCUCCACGUGAGCUACAGAGAGGAACGGGAGCGCAAACACAGGCUGAAGCACGGAGAGGACUGCACCCCUCUGUAUGACAACACUGGGAAGAAGCGCGGAGGGUUAUGGUGGACCUACUUCUUAAGCCUGCUCUUUAAGAUCACGGUGGAUAGUGUUUUUAUUUUCUUGUUGUUCCAUAUCUACGAGGCCACCUUCUUCCCACCGCUGGUCAAAUGCAGUGAAGACCCUUGCCCCAAUGUGGUGGACUGCUACAUAGCGAGACCCACAGAGAAGAAGAUCUUCACCAUCUUCAUGGUGGGCACCAGUGUCGUGUGCAUCGUCCUCACUCUGCUGGAGGUGCUGUAUCUGUGUGGAAAGAGGCUGUUUGAGAGCUGUGGCGCCGGGCACAAGUCCAGGAGAGACCAGUCCUUCAUGAUGCCUGUAAUACCCCAGACCGAGAAGGAGAGCUCCAUUUACAAAGGGCCAGUCAUGGACAAACUGGACAAUGGAGAAAUGACCAAAGAAUCGUUAGACAUGUCUUGAGACAAAGUGUUUGAUGUAAAUGUUUUGUAUUGACUAGACAUUAUAGUGAAAUAGACUCCAUGUUUUUAUAAAUGUUUCUUACUUUGUGUCAAUGAUCCACAGAACGGGCCCAGUUCUAUACUUGAAUGUAAGAAUUUCUGUUUAACCACUGAAAGGGCUAAUCAUUUAUCCAACCUCUGAAUCUCAAAGCCUCAUCACAGCCUUAAAAUAAAUACUGCAAAGAAAGAUUUAAGAUUGUACUUUGUAUAUAAUGACUUUAUUAAUAAAAACACCUU